Messenger RNA from Venustampulla echinocandica, 351 nucleotides. RefSeq lists its product as uncharacterized. The record is from RefSeq and is a predicted model, not a curated record. The coding region runs from base 1 to 351 and encodes 116 amino acids. The transcript has a single exon. NCBI's taxonomy places the organism in Eukaryota, Fungi, Ascomycota, Leotiomycetes, Helotiales, Pleuroascaceae.
AUGCAUUGCAUUCUUCUGAGCAGCAGUGCCAGUAACCGUCCAUCCCGCCCCCAUCCUAGAACCGCAUCAUUCUCAGUUGCAGCUGUACCAAGCAAGGAAGCACACAAACGACGUACUCGAGAAUAUCGAAAUGCACGCACGGCCAUAGAUACAGAGGCAUCUAAGCGCGCAACUGCCCCAAAGCAGCUGGCGCGAAGUGGAGAGCGGGAAAGCCAGAAUAGAAUCGCAAUACUGUACAAGAAACAUGCCAUGCAUAUGCGUCCACCGUGCCCUGUUUAUCACCAACAAGCCUCCCGUCUCCGUAUCUACAGUGGUGGAGGCGAACAUAGUCAUGACGCACAGCGAGCUUGA